GCCACAAAAUGGCGGCCGCGGGAUCUUGAGGGGUGGGGGGAGGAGCGAGGGGCGCCGCCGCCUGAGGGAACGGGAACGGGACGGGGACGGAAACGGGCGCGGGGCGGUGCUGGGCAGAGCCUGUCCCGUCCUGUCAUGUCCUGUCCCGUCUCCUCUCCUCCCGUCUUCCUCCCGCCCCGGUCCGGCAUCGGCGGCGUCUCCUCCUUCUCCUCCUCCGCCUGCUGGGGUGAUUAACCAACCAAAGAGGUUAUGAAUAUCAUCUGUGGUCUGAAGUUGCCGGGCAGGAGCUGUAUUUUCUUUCGUUUGGCUUCCUUGACCAAGCAGGGGAAGUACAAUAAGCUCUACGGGCCUUACACAGAACGUUGCCAAAUUCAAGUCAGUUCUAUACGAGAUAGAUGCCGAAGGCUGGAUUCGAGUGGAAAUAAUAGAAACUGUUUUUUGACUGGAAGCUUGACUGACUAUUGUAGAAACUUUCUUGGUAAAGGACAAAGGUGUCUUUUGAACGUCCCAAAAACAGAAGUAUGGAAGAAUGCACCUCAUGGUUCAGGAAGGUUUUGCUUUCAGUCUUCUCCGUUGCAGGGGGAGAAGGUUACGUCCUUCCAAAUCAGUUCUGCAGGGCUACGCCCAAGUCAUUUCUCUGCUCAGAACAUCCAGAUUGCCAGUUUUUUUCACACAUCAUCAUCACUUCAAGCUGCACCUGUACCUCUUUUCUGGAUUAUUGUUAAGCCAGCUCAGAAACUAUUUGCUAUCAUUCUUGGCAGGAGCAUAAGAAAUUGGUGGAAGGCACUUCCUCCUAAUAAACGGGAACUUUUUAAGGAAAGUGCAAGGAGAAAUAAAUGGAAGAUACUCCUGGGUAUCAGUAGCUUAGGAGUUUUGUUUGUCAUGUUUUAUUUUACUCACUUGGAGGAGACACCCAUCACCGGGCGUGCCCGACUGUUGGUGUUUGGAAAAGAGCAUUUUAGGCAGCUGUCACAGAUGGAGUAUGAUAUGUGGAUGGAGGAAUUCAAAAAUAAAAUGCUGCCUGAGACAGAUGCGCGCUAUCAGGUAGUGAAGAGCGUUGUUGGACAUUUAUCUGAGAGCAACAAGGAUGUCCCACAGGUCUCAGCGCUUGACUGGAUUAUCCACGUGGUAGAUGAACCAGGAGUAAAUGCUUUUGUGCUUCCGAACGGUCAAGUAUUUGUUUUCACUGGGUUGCUAAACGCAGUUUCUGAUAUCCAUCAGCUGUCUUUCAUUCUGGGACAUGAAAUAGCUCAUGCUGUGCUGCAACACGCAGCAGAGAAAGCCAGUCUGGUUCACUUCUUGGAUUUCCUAUCACUCAUCUUUCUCACUAUGAUUUGGGCCAUCUGUCCUCGUGAUAGUUUGGCGGUUGUUGGCCAGUGGAUUCAGAGUAAGUUGCAGGAGUUUAUGUUUGAUAGACCGUACAGCAGAACAUUGGAGGCUGAAGCUGACAAAGUGGGACUUCAGUUUGCAGCAAAGGCUUGUGUGGAUGUAAGAGCAAGCAGUGUAUUUUGGCAGCAAAUGGAAUUAGCAGAAGCCAUUCAAGGACAGCCCAAGUUACCAGAGUGGCUCUCCACGCACCCUUCACAUGAGAACAGAGCUGAGCACUUGGACCGCCUUAUUCCAGAGUAACUAGCCCAAGACUGUCAACUAGAGAAUGCUCCCUACUAUCCCGUCUCUCCCACUGCUGUGGAAUUGAACACACCUUGUAUAACGAUGCCUCAGAAGAAUGUCAGAUCCCCAGUAGAUUUCUCAGUAGCCCUAGUUACGAUAGCUCUCUGUAGAUUUUGCAGCCUGCUUUUUUUCUUCAGAUCUCUCUAUUUGUUCCAUCACAUUAGGGAGAACAUUUUACCCCACUCUAAGGAAAUUGAGAUAAUUCAUGUGAUUGCCCAUCUAUCUGCAGUCUGUUCUGUUAUUUCUUUUGGAUUGCCCCUCAGAAGAAUGCCAUAUAGAUAGCUACCUGGGGAUUCUCUUAAUUGGGUGUAUUAUAUACUGGUGGAUUAAGCAAAAAUUUCUGCUGUUAGCCAAGUGCUAGUUCCCUUAUUUGAGAACUGUUCCAAGUUUAGUAGUCUUAGUUUACUGUUUCUUUAAGCAGAUUUUUUUUCUUUACUACAUUAAAGUAACAUGAUUUUUUUGCCUACUUGUUUAUUAGAUUUCUUUUUAAGUUGCUAUUUAUUAGAGCACUUCACAACAGCAUAGUUUUGCAAGCAAGGUAAAGCAAAUUUCUUUUCUUAUAACAAAUUGGCAAUUUCUUCUUCCUGUUUUUUUUUCCCUUUUACAUUCCCAGUCACUUACCAUCUUUCUCAGUUCUAAGCUGCAAAGACAGUUGAAGAUUUAUUGGCAGAGAGAGUGCUAAAAUGUUGAGGUGUUUACUGAUUUUAAAGGAGGAAAAGAGGAGGAUUUUCACGAAUCCUUUGAGAAUGAAUGCAGUAAAUAUUCUAAGUGAGAGCAUAAAUCAAAACAGAGAUAAGAGGUAGGAGGUUGGAGAAUGGCUAGACUGAAUAUUUUAAAUUAAUACACACAAAUUCUGUACUUUGCAAAAACAGGCUGUGAGAAUAUUCUGAUGAGUAAUAUUUUCAGAGCAGCUGAAUAGAAAAUGAUACGCAUUUCUGGAGCCUUUGUUUUAGUUAGAUUGAACAAAGUGUUCAGAAUGCUUUAUUUUUGAUACAAUUAUUGACUGGCUUAUGACAUAGAAAUAAAUACCCUCUUGUUUUUUACUCCAGGACUGAGCAAAUAAGUUAAAUAAAUUAGCAACUGUAUAGUCGUAGCAGACAUAGUAUUAUUUUUGUCUGAUCUCUUGCAGUUUAGCAGGUGGAGUAACCUUUCAUCUUUUUGUCACUGCUCUCACUUACAAGAGCUGUGGAGGCUAGGAAACUUUCUUCCAAAGUGUGAUAGAGACUGAAAUGUUUUCAUUUGCCUUCUACCUUGCAAAUUAUUUGGAGUAGGUUUAGAAAGCAGGGGCUGAAGGCUUCUUUUUAACAAAGGUUGACAGAUAAGUGAGGCUGAUACUGGAAAAAAUGGAAAAAAAUUAAAGAAGUUAUGUAGAUGUGUUGUUGGAGGCUUCUUGUCUGAAGUGUUUACUCUCCUUUGACUGAGAGUUGCCUCCUUGAAACUGAAUUUCAGGCGUUUGAAGGGAAUCCCAGGGCUUUGCUGUUCAAUGUCAGCAACUUUUUAUGUCAUCACUCACAUACUUAAAGCAUUUUAGAACUGUACGUUUACCAUAUAUUAAUGGCCAUUAGAUGUUCAGAGCCCAAGAGAAGCUAGAUAGCUAAAAGAGCCUUUUUAUCUCUCUAUGAAGAAACUACUACUUAGAUUCAGCAUCAGAUCCAUCAUAAGCAAGGAACAAAGGCUGGAAUCCUAAAGAAAAAAAAUCUGCUGGCUUUUGCAUUUGUACUUGGUUUUGAAAUUGCCCUUUCUCUAAAUAGACCAGUUUGUAGUAAAGAUACAGAUAUAAAUGUUGUGUUUCAUAUACUGGUGUUUUUGAAGCUGUGAUGUUUUUUAGGACAAGAUAAUACCUAUUAUUAGUCCAGCUAGCAUAGCUAGGAAAAAUAUGUGAGAAGUUUUUGGUCUUCUCAGGAUGUGAAGAUGUUUCUCUACAGACUUCUGAUCAAGCUCACAAUAAACUCUGAUGAUACAAAAUGAAAAAUUUUUGUUCAGGUAAUGAAAUAGCUUGUCUCAUUGAGACAACUUAACAGUCUCAGGAAAUUUAAAUUAAAGCAGCAAUAUCACAAGGAUUCUCUUUUCACAUAAUUAAAAGACAGGGAGCAAUCAAAUGAGUUUUAAAGAUCUUGCAUCUGCAUUUCUGAACAAGUUGCAAGCUACAGCUAAACUGAGGAAUUAAUAAACAGAGAACUAUAAACAGUUGCAAAGUAGCACUCUCCUGGAAAGGAAAUAGAGAAAAUGAAAAAGAUUUGUCAUGUUUUUAAAGGAUUUCCCCCUCUGCCUGGAACAAUUUGGAUUGUACACGAAGAGAACAGAAUAUGCCAGCCAAAUGAUAACCCUGUUAAAUGGGAGACUGUAAUCUCCUAGAAUUCCUACAUGGAAGGUGCUGAAAUACUCAAAGGCCCUACACAUUUUGUUUUUUUCAGAAAAAGAAAUCUUAAAAUGAUUUUGUAGUACAGUAGCUUAUUGUUGUUGUGGAGAGGAAAAUCAUGGAAUUAUACAGCCAGAGAGCAGCUGAAGGAUCUGCUGGUUCAUCUCUGAACCUCUUCUUUUAAUGUUCUCUGACUCACUACAGCUUGUCUACCUUUUUCCUUGUAAGUUGUCCAAACUGAACACUGUACAUCAGCUGAAGCCUCAGCAAGACUGAAUAAAGCAGAAGGUUAUCUACUCAGCCUUUGCCUGUGACACAAAAAUUCAUCUUGACAUGACAUUUGCUUUUUUGGCAUCAUGUUGUUCGCUCAGAUCCCAUUUUUGAUUUACUCUAACACCUGUUUCCAACACUUCCUUGUGGAAAUACCAUACUGAAAUCAUUUCCAGAGUCAGUUACUAAGUUGGGACAUGUCAUUUCUAUUGCAUCUCUUUUGCCUGCUAGGCUAAUUAACUGUCAAAAAAAAAAAAAUUAAAAAAAGUAAAUCAAUGUAUUUUGGCAAGAUUUGUACAUGUUGGCUGUUCAUCGUUUUUUGUAUUGCUUGGGUAGUUAUUUACUUUAUUCCUCUCUCAGGUGUCUAUUGGGGUAUUGAAGAUGCAUUUAUUUUGCUUUCUUUUUUUUUUCUCCUGCUUUUCAAAAAGGGGAUGGUAUAUUUGCCCUUUGCUAAUGAUGUGAAGAUUACCUGAGAUAGUUCUAGUACUAGAGCAUAUUAGUAUAAGUCCUAUCAGUGCAAGUAUUUGUAGGAAAAUAACAAAAAAAUACUGACCUAUGUUUCUAUCUUCUCUAUAAAUUUAAAUAUUUUGUCACAAUUUUCCUUUUCUGUGCCCGCAGAAUCACUGGAAGAUGUGAAGUGUUAGCAUUAUAUAUCAGUUGCUUUUUUUUCUCUAUCAAGUAACAAAUCCAUCCACUCCUAAUCAUCUUUGUACUGCUACUUCAUUUGCAGAACCUGUUGUUGCCUUCUAUGCCUGCUAAUUGUAAUUCAGUUUGCAACUCAGCUUUCCUGAUUUAUUUAUUUAUUUUGCUGCAUGCUUGUGCUAUUCCGUAGUUUUUGUCAGAGUUGCAAGGCCAGACCAGAAUUCAGCUCUGCCGAGGUAAUUGCAGUUUAUACAAAGAGAAUUUUAACCCUUGGCCUUGUUUGUGGACUUAAGAGGGUGACUUUUAUCCCGAGAGGUAGAAUUCGCUCCAAAAGAUUAUAAGGGGUCGAGAUGCAGUUAGCCUGCUUACCUGUGACAGUGGUGAAAGAUGAGCACUGAGAGAGAAAAAAUACUUUUUUUUUUCUCCUUCAUUUGUCUUGCUGUUAGGUUUUAUUUGAAAGCAUCAGGGUGAGGCAGGCCUCCCUAGUUCUUACGCCUUCCUUCCUCUCAGUACGUUGCAGGAGAUGACUGCAAUUAUAUUGAUAAGAAAAACAGCUUCACCUCUGCUACUUACAAGCAGUAAUUUUGAUAUUUUAUUUGAUGUCUUCUGAGCCAGUAAGCAUUUAGGUGGUCUGUAUUCUGAAGAGCAAUAUUUCUUUCUUAAAGUUAAUCUGAAAAGAAUAGCAUUACGGUGCUCUUAAUUUCCAGGUGCCUCUGUGUACUCACUCCAGCUAGUUAACCUUGUCUCGGUUCUGUCCAUUGUCUUUAUUUAGAACAUUCUUCAGUAUACAGAUGAUGAAACGUUUUCUUAUUGAAAUUGAUAUGCAUUUGCUUCAUUAAGAAUGCUUUUACUUGUCCUUUUACCCAAACUGACAGAAAUCAAUUUACUUGAGCAAUAUUAAAUUAUCAGAUUUGAAAUUGCUGGUGAUUUUGAAAGUACAGUGUGGCUGAUCAUGGUUGGCUGUUUUAUCUCUCAGGAAAAUAUACUGUAAGCUCUUCAGCCAGUUAUUGACACAUUAAUGAUGCUACAGCAUUGGUAGCACAAAAGAGAAGUGCAGUAGUCAACAGAGCCAGGGAAAGAACACCUGAAUAAGGUUGAAUAUUUCACAGCAGGCACAAACAUACAUGUAUACAUGCAUGCAAAGCCUACCUCUAUUAAGAAUGUUUAGUCUUAGAUGUAUUUAACAGUGAGACCAUAUGUCAACACAGUUUUGCAUUCUCGUAACUGCAGUCUCUUUAAUGGCAUGUGGGUUGAUGGUGUUGAAUAGAUGCCUCCUUCUCUCUUUGACAGCUUUACGUGUAGCAAGAACACAAAAACACCCACAGGGUGAAAGUGUUAACUCUGAAGUAUUGUUUUGGACCUUUGCUGUUGUGACUUCAGUAUUUGAGAUAAGUGAAACCAUGGAAAUAAGCCAGGCGCCAUAUAGGAAGCCUCCCCGUGAGAUUUAAAAUCGCUAAAUUAGUUUAAAAGAGGAUUAUGUUGCCCUUUCCAGGAUACAGCCUAAAUCUUUAUAUUUCCGUUUGCCUUGAAUAAUGCUGCCUGACGCUAAUGUAGUCUUGCAGCAGUUUAUGUUCUGUAAGAGAACAAGAGAAAACUCUUGGUUUGUCAAAAACAUCACUUUGGAAUUUAAUUGGUCACUGAGGCAGAAGAGUGUUCAGUGGUAUGGUUAUACUUGAUGACUACAUGGACUAUCACCUUGUAGAAAAACAAAUACUGAGAGCUUUAUUCAUGUUCUUUAAAAGUUUGACAAGAGGAAUAUUUGCAUGCCUAAUCCAGACUUGCAUAUGCAGUAACUUAAAUGUUGCACUUAAACAAGAAACAGCUGGGGAAACUCUUCCUACAUUCCUAGAAUGCAUUUUUUCUUUUUCCAAAACCAGUUGUUGCCUUUAAAUUCUCUUUGUUUAUAGCCAUGUACAUGAAACUCUUAUUAGUUCACUCUACUAAAGUUCGGGAGAAAUAUUUUGGUACCUCCUCAUACAAAGAAAUUAUUUAAGAAGCUCAGCUUUUCUAUUUUACAAUCUGCUGUAGUAAGCUUUUCCCAGUGUCUCCUAUGAAAGAGUACCAAAUUGUUUCAGAAUGAUGGGUAAAUACUUAUACGCAGGUGUACUGGAAUAUUUGAUUUGGUAUUUCAACCAAAUCAAGUGCAUAUAAAGCAGACUAAAAUUUCCCACUCUGUUUUACAGUGCAUCUGUGGAACUGCUAUAAAAACCUCUUACUUUCUUUCUCCUCUGUAAUCCAUGCAGAAUGAAUGAACAGACACACUUUCUCAUAGCUGUCCCUAGAACUGGCAGGAGGCACCUGGCCACAACUCAGGACAGAUGUGGUCAUCACUUUUCUAGAAUAUAUCGUUAUAAAGAAAAUGGAAUGAACUCUACACGUGAACUUAUUUUCCCAUGAAAAUAUUAAAAAUAAAGCUGGAUGUUACUCUGUCACUAGAUUGAGGCUAAGAUACAGUGAACCUUGCAUAAAAGUGACUAUCACUGUGGCCAUUGAUGAGUGCUAAAUAUCAAGCUAAUUUUUGACUUGUUAUUUUAUUUGAAAAUCUUGAAAAAAUAGCUCUCAUCGGAAAUGUAGAACCCUCUAAAAUUAUACAUCAAAUUUUCUGUGUAAUAGAUAGAAGCUUGCUUUACUUGGUAAGGCUGUAUGAGUGUUCUAGGAAAAUCCACGGAUACUGGUAGGCCUGUGUAAAACCAGUUGGAAAGUACUGCGUCAAACUGGUUUGUGUGCUACCCAUUGCCAUCUUUAACAUAAACUGCCUGUUUGAAUGGACUAGUUAAAAGUACGUUUGGCCUCAUUAAAAUGAACACAAGUUAAGCAUCCUUUAGAACAGCUGACUUUAUCCUGUUUUAUACCAAUGCUCCACAAUGCCUUUGAGAAGAUUCAUCCAGUGUCACUACCUCCAAGGCAGAAUGAUCCAUUGGCCAGAACACAAAGCUGGAGGAAAUGUGUCUGUACUAAUGGAUUUUGCUUCUCUAUGAAAUCCUUUGACUCCUUUGUGCCUCUGCUUUCUAAUAUGUAAAAUGGAAGCUCUGACACUUCUGUUAUUUUGUAAGCAGGAUUAAUUAAAGUUUGUCUCCUAGUGCCAAUCUAUUAAUCCAGAUAGAUUCUUACAUUCUAAAGACAUCUGUUUUCUGAGAACACUUGGAAGCUGUGUAUUCAAAUGUUUCUUGAAGAUGAGAUCACUUGUGUAACUGGACCUUAACUAUACCGAUAAACCAUCUGGAUUUCUCUGCCAAACAGUUAAAUGUCUGUUACAUUACUGAAGAUUUUUCCCUCCUUUUUUUCCCCAGCCAGAUGCCUGUAUAUAUAAUUACUUCAAUAAUGAAACAUAGCUGAUGAAGUAUGCAGUCAUUUUAAUUUACAUAUGAAUGUAAAUUAGAAGGUAAAAGUUACUGAUGUGCACAAAUAGCACAUGAAAUAGUUUGAGAACUUCAUACUUAUUUAAGAGGUACCUUUUAGAUUAUCCAUUCUUUGGGAGACUGCCUGCAAGAUAAUGUUUUUCAUUCUUCAUUUUCUUUCCAUUGUUUUACCAUAUUAAAAGAUGUGUUUCUUCUCAGGAAAUCUUGGUUUCUGUUGAAAAGUUUUUCAGUAACAAGCCUGAUUCAAUUUUAUACUCAUUAAGCUUUAUAUGCAAAUGCAGACCUUACUGGAAAGCCAAAUCACUGUCUGAAACCUUUUUUUAUCUUGUUUAAAUGAGCUUGAUUUGUUUUCCU
Messenger RNA from Anas platyrhynchos (mallard), 8655 nucleotides. It is a transcript of the gene OMA1, whose product is annotated as OMA1 zinc metallopeptidase. Gene Ontology annotation, cellular component: mitochondrial inner membrane. Lineage: Eukaryota; Metazoa; Chordata; Aves; Anseriformes; Anatidae. Gene Ontology annotation, biological process: mitochondrial protein processing; protein quality control for misfolded or incompletely synthesized proteins. The record is from RefSeq and is a predicted model, not a curated record. Gene Ontology annotation, molecular function: metalloendopeptidase activity.